AUGCCGGUGACAGGAGCGAGCAUCCACCAGACUGGAGGCUCCUCAUCAGCAUCUCCCACAGAGGGAAAGCAUGACAGCAUGAGUUCCCCACCUGACAACAGCCACCAGCAGCAGUCCAGUAAGAGAUGCAACCACCAGAGUCUAAACCAGAACCACAGACCACAGCACGUAGAUGGACCUGGGAUACAGACCCUACCCAAGCCAAUCCCAGACCCCCCAAUUCAGUACACUAAGUUGUUCAUCAAUAACGAGUGGCAGGAUUCAUGCAGUGGCAGAAAGACUGCUGUGUAUAAUCCUGCAACAGGGGAGCUGCUGUGUGAAGUAGAGGAGGCUGACAAGGAAGAUGUUGACAAGGCAGUAAGCAGCGCCAGAGCAGCCUUUCAGAUGGGGUCGCCAUGGCGAUCCAUGGAUGCCUCAGACCGAGGUGAACUACUUAACAAACUAGCUGACUUGGUGGAGAGAGAUCGGCUACUACUGGCAACACUCGAGGCUCUGGACUCCGGCAAAGUGUUUCUCACAGCAUAUUUUGUCGAUCUGUUGGCUACAAUCAAAACAUUAAGAUAUUAUGGUGGCUGGGCAGACAAGAUUCACGGCAAAACCAUCCCUGUAGAUGGAGCAUAUUUUACUUACACACGGCAUGAGCCCAUUGGAGUGUGUGGACAGAUCAUUCCUUGGAACUUCCCCCUAAUGAUGUUUGUGUGGAAGAUUGCUCCGGCUCUGUGCUGUGGAAACACUGUAGUCAUCAAACCUGCAGAACAGACCCCAUUAUCAGCCCUGCACAUGGCCACGCUCAUCAAAGAGGCUGGGUUUCCUCCAGGUGUAGUGAAUGUGGUGCCAGGUCAUGGUCAGACAGCAGGCUGUGCUAUUGCCCACCACAUGGACAUAGACAAAGUAGCCUUCACCGGAUCUACUGCUGUUGGGAAACUUAUCCAGAAAGCUGCAGGUGACAGCAACCUGAAACGAAUUACACUAGAACUCGGUGGAAAAAACCCAAAUAUUGUCUUUGCUGACUGUGACUUAGAGUAUGCAGUGGAGCAAGCACACAGUGGUCUUUUCUUCAACCAGGGCCAGUGUUGCCUGGCUGGAUCCAGGGUGUUUGUAGAGGAACCCAUUUAUGAGGAGUUUGUCCGCCGCAGCGUGGAGAGGGCUGAAUCCAAAGUUCUGGGAAACCCUUUGCUGCCAGGAGUGGACCAGGGACCACAGAUAGACCAGAAACAGUUUGAUAAGAUUUUGGAGCUGAUAGAAAGUGGCAAGAGUGAGGGAGCAAGGCUGGAGUGUGGAGGGUCUGCGUGGGGUCAGCAGGGACUUUUUAUCCAACCCACUGUCUUCUCAAAUGUCACAGAUGAUAUGCGCAUCGCCAAAGAAGAGAUUUUUGGUCCAGUGCAGCAAAUUAUGUGUUUCCGUAGCAUCCACGAAGUCAUCCAGAGAGCCAACACCACACACUAUGGUCUUGCAGCAGGAGUUUUCACUAAUGACAUCGACAAAGCCCUCACAGUCUCCUCUGCCCUGCAGGCUGGCAUGGUCUGGGUGAACUGCUACAAUGCCAUGAGUGUUCAGUGUCCAUUCGGUGGCUUCAAGAUGUCUGGGAAUGGGAGGGAACUAGGGGAAUAUGCUCUUCAGGAAUACACUGAGGUCAAGGCAGUCACCAUCAAAAUCUCAAAGAAGAACUCCUAA
Molecule: messenger RNA, 1674 nt
Organism: Scomber japonicus (chub mackerel)
Lineage: Eukaryota; Metazoa; Chordata; Actinopteri; Scombriformes; Scombridae
Product: aldehyde dehydrogenase 1A1-like
Exons: 14
Coding region: 1-1674 (557 amino acids)
Molecular function (GO): benzaldehyde dehydrogenase (NAD+) activity
Source: RefSeq, a predicted model, not a curated record